Molecule: messenger RNA, 4386 nt
Organism: Octopus sinensis (East Asian common octopus)
Lineage: Eukaryota; Metazoa; Mollusca; Cephalopoda; Octopoda; Octopodidae
Product: contactin-like
Exons: 24
Coding region: 30-3716 (1228 amino acids)
Biological process (GO): cell-cell adhesion; axon guidance
Cellular component (GO): plasma membrane; axon
Molecular function (GO): protein binding
Source: RefSeq, a predicted model, not a curated record
AGUUUCAUGCAAAACCCUAACGAAUCCACAUGCUGAUUUCUCUGACUUUCGUCUUAUACUAUGUUUACGCUAUUAUUCCUUCAGUCGGAAGUCGAAUAUUCGAUUGUCCAUCAGGAUGGGAAACAUAUAUAAAUCAUUGUUAUAAAUAUGUUAGAUAUCCGAAAAAAAAUUUUCAUGAAGCGAGCUUGGCUUGUAAGCUUGAUGGAGCAGCUUUAGUUAAGGUUGAAGACUUUGCUGAAAAUGAAUUUAUAAAAAGCAAGAUAAAGCAAUAUUCUCGGAGUUUGCAGUGGUACACAGAUGCAACGGUCAACGAUAACGUAAGAAAUCUGUUUGUAUGGCGGAGUUCUGGUAAUCAAAUAAGGAAAAAUCUCUUUUGGAUCGAUGAGACAGAAAUGCAGCGAGAAGGUUCGAGUAUCAUCUAUUCACAAAAGGGUAACAUGGUCGGUUGGUCAAGGUCACCAGAUACGGCACAACUUUCUUAUAUCUGCGAAAUAUCCCGUGUGGAAGCAUUUCCGAUUCUUAAAAGAACCCGCGACUAUGGCUACGGCAAGCUGUUGCGAAACCGGAAUGAGAUCCGUAAAGGCCCUACCAUAACUAUCGAUGCAGCUGAUACGGUAAUCAUCGAAUCGUCGAAAUACAUAUUCCUUGAAUGUGUAGCCGAUGGUAACCCUAGGCCAGUAUAUAAAUGGCAUCGUUUCCAAGACAACACGACAGUGGAGGUGACUGCUUUGGAUUCUCAUUAUACACUCACCAAUGGAAGGCUGAUCAUUUCCAAUCCCAUCGACAAUCGUGAUGCUGGCUAUUAUCAGUGCAGUGCUGAAAACGAAUUUGGCAAAGUUAUGGGAAAUAUCGUUCUGCUAUCUUUUGCAUAUCUUGGUGAUUUCUCCAACGUCAUCCCGGAACCGGUUUAUGCUGAUGCUUACGAGUCAACCUCAAUUCAUUGCAGCCACAUUUCAUUUAAACCAGCAAUAACGUAUCAAUGGGUGAUAGGUGACAUGAAUUUCGUUCGAACUACAAAGCAAAAAUACAUGUUUAUAUCCAGGAACGGCCAACUGUAUUUCUCAGAAGUUUCCUCAGCAGACAUGGGAGAAUAUCGAUGCCUUGCUACCUUAUUUAUCAAACAUCAUAUAAACGAUGUUGAUCACAUUCCGUCACAACUUCCAAGUCGCAUAAGUAACGCCAUUCGACUAAUUGUUAGAAACAAAAUUUCCAAGGGAAAAUGGGGUCCUGUUAUUCACAAUGACUUCAUUGCUGCAUUCCCAACCCAACCUACGAUUGGUGACGAUGUCUAUCUGGAAUGUUUUGCUCAAGGAUCAUCGGAUGAUUCAAAUAAAAUGAUCUACAGUUGGAGCAAAGUUGACGGAAAAUUCUCUGAUAGAGUAAUUUUAAGUGAUCUCAACCGAGUAUUGCUCAUAAAAGAAGCUAGGUGGGAAGACGAAGGACAAUAUAAAUGUACUGUACAAAGCCAAAUAGCACAAGACGAGAGGGUAUAUUCGCUUCGUUUUCAAAAUAAACCAAUAAUGUCCAUGCCUCUAAAACCUCAGUUUGUUGAUAUCGAUUCCAAAGUAGUAUGGCACUGCGAAGCCUUCAGUAAGCCAAAUCCUUCUUAUACUUGGUACAAGAACGGAAUCCUUCUUCGUACUUCAGAAGAUGUAGUUAUAUCAGCCAAUAUACUAAUUAUUAAUGUUGCCAAGAAAGGACAUCACGAUGGAAUGUACCAGUGUGUUGCUAAAAAUAAAUAUGGCACAACAUACAGUUCGGCGCAACUGUCAGUACUAGCUUUCAAACCCAAUUUCCUCCGAAGUAAAGCGUUAACAAAUAUUAAAGGUGCCAUGGGCGGCAAUAUUACACUUCUGUGCGAGGCAGAAGGAGCUCCUCAGCCAAAUAUAACAUGGAAACAGAAAGGCAAAGAAAUAAUGAACGAUCUUACUGCUUCACGAAUACAGCAACUGCCAAAUGGUUAUUUGCGCAUCCAGAAACUUAAUGCAAACGACCAAGGAAUAUAUUCGUGCACGGCUAGUAACAAAUUCGGACAGGCAACUUUGACUUUUAACAUAGUCGUUACGGAGGCAUUAGUUAUAACUACAAAGCCGCAAAACACAGAGGUUAAUGUAAACGAAACGGCAACUCUGCGUUGUGAUGCGUCGUAUAAUCCCAGUAUGGAUACAGUACAUGAAUGGUUCUUCAAUGACAUCAAAAUAGACUUUGAGAAUAAUCAACAUUUCAGUUUGUCAGCAGAAGAUCCAGUAGGUGGCCUCGUAAUUCGAAAUGCGAGAAUUCAACAUUCAGGUUAUUACACCUGCAUUGUGAAAAGUACUAUUAACAAGAUUAAAGCUAGAGCAUUUCUUUCUGUCAAAGGUGCCCCAGGAGAAGUAAGCGGUUUAGCUGCUGAUGGUGAGAACAUCGGAAGAUCAUCGGUUCAUUUGAAAUGGGUUCCUCCACCAGAUAAUGGUUUUCCAAUUAGCAUUUAUACAGUAUACAGCCGUUCAAUUGACCAGCCUGAGUGGAAACUUCAAAGAUCAAAAAUCCUUAUGAGUAGCAUCCGGAUGGAUGAUACAGGGUUCCAUUCAGUCACCAUUUCUGGAUUGCAUUCGAACCAAGAUUAUCAAUUUUGUAUAAGUGCUGCCAAUAUCGAAGGUGUUGGAGACUUAAGCCGUCCAUCAAGUUAUAUCCGAACUUUGAGCUCACCUCCAUUAAUGCCUCCAAAAGCCGUAACAGGUGGAGGAGGAAAAGUAAAAACGCUUGUAAUUGAGUGGUCGCCUCUUGAAAUCUGGGAACAAGGUGGUCCAGGGAUCGGAUACAGUGUCUACUGGAGACUCAAAACAAAUAUAGGCGAAAAUUGGUCAAACGAAAGGAUUAGAGGGUCCCUAUCAUCCUUUGUAACUUACGUGGCAGACAAAUUUUACACGGAGUAUGAAGUAAAAAUCCAAGCAUUUAACGAUUUUGGCUUCGGACCGAAUUCAACCAUCCAUACGAUCUUUUCUGCUGAAGACAUGCCCCUGGGAGUCCCAGUGAACGUAUUCGCCGCAGAUUACAACGGAACGGCAAUGGAUGUUACCUGGGAUCCAGUAAGUGACACGCGGGAAGUGAUGCGGGGUCGUGUACAAGGUUAUCAGGUGAACUACUGGGAUCGAGACAAAGACGAACCUAUCAGGUAUUCUGUGCGUCAGUAUAACACUGAAGGAAAAACUGUGGUGAUCGGCCUUCUUCCAAAUGCUUAUUACUUGGUUACUGUACAAGUUUUUAAUACUGCUGGACUAGGACCUGUCAGUGAAACUUAUCUCGGUACCACUGGAAUGGAAGCUCCUGGGGCAUAUCCAACCGAAGUAAACGUCUAUUCACAUGGUCCUGAUAGUGUAUUAGUGACGUUUAGAGGUGUUACUGUGGAAUCAGUGGAUGCAGAUACAGUGUCUGGUUAUAAGCUGUGCUGUUGGAAGGUUCAGGAGAAAUAUGAUCUAGAAAAAUGUAUAGAAGUCGGUUUAGUAAGUCAGUAUGUUGUUACUGGUUUGGAAAAACAUUUCUUAUACAAUGUACGAGUGAUGGCGAGCAGUGCAGGCGGUGAUGGCAAACGAAGUGAGGCGACAUAUUUCACAUUAGGUGGACAGAUACCCUUUGAUCAAUCGCAAUUUGAUGUUCUCGCAACAGCGUCUAACUUAUCAGCAAUUAAAAUACUCAUUGUAGCAUCAAUAAUUAUCAAUUUUAUUUUACAGUUAUGAUCUCAAGCUUGGAGGAUUUCAAUUUAAUUUGAAGAUGAAGCUUAGAAAUAUAUAAACUCUUUGCGGCUUGCGUAACUUGUUAAGCUAAAGUCGACGUUUAAAGUACUAAAUACAGUGAAUAUAUUAAGCUAUAGACUUGAUCAUCUUUAUAUUAGAUGCAUAUUGGUACUAACUCUUGUACUGCAAACUGAUUCAAAUUUUCUGUCUGAAUAACUAUAAUUCACUUACAUGAAUCUAAAAUCAUAAAUAUCACAUUUUCUUAUUUUCGAACCACUGAAAUUCUCAUAUGAAGCAACUAUUUUAUAUAUCAUAAAGUGCUGUAUUAAAUGGAAGACUAAACUGAAAUAUUCCCUUUCCAAUUAUUUCGACUUUUAUCACUCAGGGUCAAAUUUUAGGAUAGCAACUCUCAAGAUGCGUAAUUAACUGGUCAGCAUAACCCGUAUAAACCUUGGUCAACAUCUACAUUCUAAUAAUUGCAAAUGUUAUUACAAUAAACGCAGAAUCAAUUCCUAUUCAAUAGUCAGAUUACAUCAAGCUUUGCCCCCCCCCUCUCUCUCUCUCUCUCUCUAUCUAUCUAUCUAUCUAUCUCUAUCUCUAUCUCUCUAGAAAGUCUGCCGAAAUAUGAUACUAGUUAUAUGCCUGUUAUUCUGUAAUAAAAUACAGUUGACAA